GGUAGGAGCUGCACUAACCGCAGCCGCAGUGGAGAUGGAUACCCGUGGCCUGUAGCAUAUUGACGCUCCACCUAUUGUACAAGAAAAGGGAAAGUUAAAAAAAAAAAGGAAAAUCAUGAACAUGAAUUGAUGAAAUACAUCAUUUCCAAUUGGAGGAUUAUCAGACAGGAAAAACAUUUGAGUAGAGGCUUGAAGAUUCUUUCCUUUUUUUUUUACUUAAAAUGUCAUGACAGCUGAAAUCUUGUACAGUGUUGCUAACUGGCUAAUAAUCGUGGGAAAGAAACUGCCGAUGAUGCAGCACUGGAUUGGACCGUUCAUUUCUGCCUGUGAGCUUCCUGAAAACGAGCAGUAGGGUGAUAUUUACAGCCAUGCGCAUCUUCUGACUGACAUUAAUGAAGCUGAACAUUUCCGUUGUUUCGGACUCCCCCAGAUCUGGACCGGUAUGCCUUCACAGGAUUCUUGAUGUAAUGCAUUUUUGGAAGCUCAUCAAUUCAAGGAACAGAUGUAUGACAACAGCAGGAAGAAUUAAAACAUUUAGACUGUAUAGGCUUUGAGCCCUUCUCUGCGAGUCUUUCAUUCAUCCAGUGGCAGAGUUUAAUACGUUGUAUUUUAAAAGCAAGGUCUCCUUGUAAUGCCACCCCCCUGCCCCCCAUGUGUAGCAGAGUAGGACACUGAUAACCUUGAGCUCUCAGCUCUGCUGCAGACUCUUAUUUUGAAGGAGUCGCCCAGCCCAUUCCUUACUGCGACAGGCAGUCUGAUUUAACGGGGCACAGAGUGCUCUGUCCCUGGAUCAGCAGGGUCCCUCUUAGCCCAUCUCCCGGUUCCUCUGCUCCGGCGUGUAAUUGGACGCCUCGCUCCCAACGCAGGCCAGCGGACGAUCAGGAAUGAUUUCCCAAGGAAUCCCCCAGAACGGGGAGCACCAGGCGGAGGAGAACAGGGAACACCAAGUGAAUGGGGGGCAGGAUGAAGUUCCCGUCUCCAACUUGCAGAGGAGGCGCAGUGACAUCAAAGUCUACAAGGAGUUCUGCGACUUUUAUGCGCGCUUCAACAUGGCAAAUGCCCUGGCGAAUGCCAUCUGCGAGCGCUGCAAAUACGGCUUCGCCCCGGCAGAGAAAAUCGUCAACAGCAACGGGCAGCUGUACCACCAGCAGUGCUUCGUGUGUGCACAGUGCUUCCAGCAGUUUCCCGACGGCCUUUUCUACGAGUUUGAAGGCAGGAAGUACUGUGAGCAUGACUUCCAGAUGCUGUUCGCGCCCUGCUGUCAUCAGUGUGGGGAAUUUAUCAUUGGCCGUGUCAUUAAGGCCAUGAACAACAGCUGGCACCCCAACUGCUUCUGCUGCGACAUCUGCCAGACAGUGCUGGCCGACGUGGGCUUCGUUAAGAACGCCGGCAGGCAUCUGUGCCGCACAUGUCACAACCGGGAGAAGGCGAGAGGCCUGGGCAAGUACAUCUGUCAGAAAUGCCACGCCAUUAUCGACGAUCAGCCUCUCAUCUUCAAGAAUGACCCGUACCACCCCGACCACUUUAACUGCACCAACUGCGGUAAGGAGCUGACUGCCGAUGCCCGGGAACUGAAGGGAGAACUGUACUGCCUGCCCUGUCAUGACAAAAUGGGGGUGCCCAUCUGCGGAGCCUGCCGCAGGCCCAUCGAGGAGCGGGUAGUCAAUGCCAUGGGCAAGCAGUGGCAUGUGGAGCAUUUCGUGUGUGCAAAGUGCGAGAAACCAUUCCUCGGACAUCGUCACUAUGAAAGAAAAGGAUUGGCUUACUGUGAGACACACUACAAUCAGCUCUUUGGUGAUGUCUGCUAUCACUGCAAUCGUGUGAUUGAGGGAGACGUGGUUUCUGCACUCAACAAGGCCUGGUGUAUUAACUGCUUUUCCUGCUCCACCUGCAACACCAAACUCACACUCAAGGACAAAUUUGUGGAGGUGGACCUCAGGCCGGUGUGUAAGCACUGCUAUGAGCGAUUGCCCGAGGAGCUCAAGUUCCGUCUCGCUAAGCGGGAACGUGACGCCAAAGACAAGAAGAAGAAAGCUGGCAUCUGUCUCUAAACCCUUCUGUCCCUCAUCCUCAGCUUCUCAUGUCACAUCUUUGGUUAGUGUCCUUCUCUCUGCCUUGCUUUCCGUUUCCUUUCCAUUCUCCUCUUGGUGUGUAAACUUCUAUUGAUAAAUGUAUUCAUUCAUUAUUUUCCUCUCACAAUUCUGGUCAGCCCAUUAGGCGACAUGGGUGGCUACCUAGAGUACCACUUUUCUGAGUGGGUGUCGACUUAGCAAGCCACUUCAACAGUUCAAGACAAAGUGAGAUGGCCCCUUAUUCCUCUGAUUCUGAGACUCUGGGGGGCCUUUUCAGACACUGUAAUGUCUGCAGUCCAUUUGUUGGUCCAUUUGGUGCAUAAUUAGCAUGCAAAACAUACUCUGUAAACCCUCUGCAUGUUGUCACACUGCAACCAUUUGUGUCCAGGAACAAGUUUGUGGAGUUUGACAUGAAGCCAGUGUGCAAAAAGUGCUAUGAGAAGUUUCCCCUGGAGCUGAAGAAGCGGCUGAAGAAACUUGCAGAAAUACUGGGUCGGAAGUAAACUGCUACAUUCAAAACGGGCUUCACCGACUAGCUUGGCUGCAUGUUCCAGUGAUGAUGAGCACAGCGCUGCGAUGUCAAUCAACUUUAACAAAAGGAGCACAUUCUUUUAAGAUGCACCUUUGCUGUGGAACAAAUAACAAUGGCGUUUUCUUCAGUGCAUUGUAUCUUAUAGUGCGUUUCAUUUGAACAUAUGCGUUUACCUGAUCUGGAUGCAGUGACUAGUUGGUUGUGUGCAUGCCCCAAGCUUCCAAAAUAUGUCACUGGCCGAUGGAUGCAGCUAGUAAAUAUUAGCAAUAAUUUCUGUUACACUUUAAGAUUAGCUUAAAUAAGCACCUUAAAGACUGAUGUUUUUGAUGUAGCCUUCACUGUGGAGUAUUUGCAUGGCUCAAAUGGAUUAAAAAUGUUAAUUAUUGUUUAUGUCAUAUAAGAUAAAACCCUGGCUCUUUUUAAACCAAUAAACCAAGCAAAUGGAAACAUGCAAUUUUUGCCAUAUAAGGAUUUCUAAGAGGUUCUAUAAGGUUCGGAGGAUUGUUAGAAAGAUGUGAUGCUAGGCUCAUUUUCCAAGCAGUGGUUCUGCCACUGAUAGUCGAAAUGUUACUUUUUGUCAAAAUUAAAACAUUAUUGUAGUUUCUUUCUUGUCACAUAUCUUAUAUAAAUAAAAGAUGUUUCUACAUGAC
Molecule: messenger RNA, 3254 nt
Organism: Paramormyrops kingsleyae
Lineage: Eukaryota; Metazoa; Chordata; Actinopteri; Osteoglossiformes; Mormyridae
Product: LIM and senescent cell antigen-like-containing domain protein 1
Biological process (GO): cell-cell adhesion; positive regulation of substrate adhesion-dependent cell spreading; positive regulation of integrin-mediated signaling pathway
Cellular component (GO): cell-cell junction; focal adhesion; cytoplasm
Source: RefSeq, a predicted model, not a curated record